Molecule: messenger RNA, 1005 nt
Organism: Colletotrichum fioriniae
Lineage: Eukaryota; Fungi; Ascomycota; Sordariomycetes; Glomerellales; Glomerellaceae
Source: RefSeq, a predicted model, not a curated record
AUGGCGACGGAGACUUCACUCGAAAAUUUCUGGCAGUAUGCGACACGCUUAAAUGCCGAAACUGGACUUAUAUCAAGUGACUGCCAGUCAGUCAAGACGCAUUGGGACUUUGUCGACUGGACAACUCAAUGGAGACCUAUGGGUAUACCGCCGGCUACCCAGAGAACGGGUACUCAGACAUUUACCAAUUUCUUAUACGCCUACACGCUCAAGACCAUUGCCGAGACUGUCAAGGACCUCGGUCGACCGGCGCUCGCCCAGGAGUAUAGGUCACGAGCAGACGAUAUCAUUUUGGCCACGCAGAAGCACUGCCGCGUGGGAACAGUCUUCACGGAUGGACUGGCCGCCAGAGCUGACCAUUCGCUGGAUUUUAGCCAACAUAAUCAGAUCUGGGCUGUCCUUUGUGGCGCGACUAGUGGUGAGGAGGCGAGACAGCUCCUUACACAAUGCUUCAAUCAUGGCCCGAGUGCGUCAAAGCUCUCCACCGCAUCGGACCAACCUGUCACGUUCACCAGAGUUUCCACGGCGAUGUCAUUCUACGCUCUCCGGGCCUUGUCCGAAGUUGGCGGAGACCUCUACGACAAGUCUUUCCACUCUUUCUGGGACCCUUGGCGGCAUCAGCUGAGCCAGAACCUCACAACUUGGUGCGAGGAUGAGGUGACGCUCAGAUCCGACUGCCAUGCGUGGAGCGCGGUGCCCCUCUAUGAAUUCAUGACCGAAGUUGCCGGAAUCAAGCCACUCGAGCCUGGAUGGCGAGCCAUCUCUUGCGCUCCUCGGUUCAAUCUUUACCGCGAGUUCGACGCCAAGGUGGCGCUUGGUGGGAAAUUGGCGCCUGGUAUUGCUCGUAUCAGAUGGUCCCGAGGGGUCGGUAGUGAUGAGCUGAGUUUGUCGGUUGUUCUACAAGACAUACCAGUCGAAGAUUCGAUUCGAGUAAGCGUAAAGCUUCCGAAUAGUGUUGAGGAGCAUUUUGGUCGAGAUCUCAGGUUCAACUUACAACUAAAGUAG